Messenger RNA from Melitaea cinxia (Glanville fritillary), 985 nucleotides. It is a transcript of the gene CLIP3, whose product is annotated as proclotting enzyme-like. Gene Ontology annotation, molecular function: serine-type endopeptidase activity. Gene Ontology annotation, biological process: proteolysis. NCBI's taxonomy places the organism in Eukaryota, Metazoa, Arthropoda, Insecta, Lepidoptera, Nymphalidae. The transcript is spliced from 6 exons. Bases 7 to 912 code for a protein of 301 amino acids. The record is from RefSeq and is a predicted model, not a curated record.
AACUUCAUGAAAUUCAUGGACUAUCUGUGCAUUAUCCAACACUCGGCCAUCGGAGUCUGCUGCCCGGACGGCAUGGUGGAAGGUGCAAUGGACGUCAUAGCAGGAGAUUUGCCUGCAACUGCUCCUAAAGACGAAAAUGCUAUCGCUUUUAAGAUCGACCGCGCUGAAAACCGAGGUUGUGGACUUAGUACUCGAGCUCAGACCAGGGUAACUGGAUCGCGGCCUGCUAACCCUCGCGAGUGGCCCUGGAUGGCGUCCGUAACUCCCGAAGGUUUCAAACAGUAUUGCGGCGGAGCCUUAAUCACUGAUCGACACGUGUUGACUGCGGCCCACUGCACUCGCAGAUGGAAGGCUAGUGAAUUAUUCGUGCGUCUAGGAGAAUACGACCUCGUUCGUACCAACGAUUCUCGCUCCUACAACUUUCGAGUUAUCGAGAUACGCCAACACGAAUUUUUCGACAAAUCGAACUAUCAUAAUGAUAUUGCGAUAUUAAAACUUCAUAGAGCAGCCGUGUUUAACACAUACGUUUGGCCGAUAUGUCUACCGCCUCGGGGAUUGCAGUUGGAGAAUGAAAUCGCAACUAUAAUAGGUUGGGGGACGCAGUGGUAUGGAGGUCCCCACAGUGACGUCUUAAUGGAAGUGUCGGUGCCGAUAUGGGUUCACGAGACAUGUGUAAGAUCAUUCAGUGACUCGAUCUUCAAUGAAACUAUAUGCGCUGGAGGAAAAGAAGGCGGUAAAGAUGCUUGUCAGGGUGAUAGUGGUGGUCCACUGAUGUACCAACUGCCCAGCGGUCGCUGGACAGUAAUAGGAGUGGUGUCCUGGGGUGUACGUUGCGGGGAGGCCUCGCAUCCAGGCCUCUACACGCGCGUCGAUCAAUACCUGGAGUGGAUUCUGCAGAAUGCUCUCUUCUAAGCUAACAUUACGAAUAAUCUGCGCUUAACUUUUUGAUCUAUUAGAUUUGAAUAGUAAAAACGAUGUCUUAAAA